Messenger RNA from Procambarus clarkii (red swamp crayfish), 11911 nucleotides. The record is from RefSeq and is a predicted model, not a curated record. NCBI's taxonomy places the organism in Eukaryota, Metazoa, Arthropoda, Malacostraca, Decapoda, Cambaridae.
GUCAGUCUACUUGAGGCAGGCCUGGCUGCUAUACCUCCUCGCCUGGACGCUAUACCCUCCCUGCUAUACCCGCGCCGCUAUACCUGGAUGCUAUACCAUCCAGACGCCGCCGCUGUCUGGAUGCUAUACCCUCGACAUCUGGACCAACUAACCAAUUACGGAGAGAGGAACGGAGCAAUAUGAAGUCAGAUGAGAGGAACCCGUAUAAGCAGCCGACAGCUGGUGCUGGCGUACAGGUGGCCCUGCGCCCUCCGCCCUUGUUAGAGAGGUUCCAGCACUUCAGGAAGAAGGAAUUGUUCACGGAUCUGUGUGUUGUCUAUGGCUGUGAGAAGCACCUGAUCCACUCGGCUAUGCUUGCCGCAUCUUCUCAACCCAUUUGCCGUCUUCUUGAAGAAGCCCAAACUAAUCGUAAGGAGUACAAGUGGGUCGAGGAAAUUUCCAGUUGUCCUGACACUGACGCAACAAAUGAUAGAUAUAAAAUGAACAAAGGAGGCAGCGAAGUUCAAGAAGCUGGUCUCAAUACACCGAGACUUUCAAAUCCUUGUUCUUCAAACCUCUCAGGAGAAAUGGGUGUUACUAAUAGUGAAAAUAAUUGCAGUAAAAGAAGCCAUGUUUUAUCUGUGCCCAUCAGGAAGAGCCGAGAUUGUAUGACACUCACUUUAUCAGAUGUUGACAGUGGUGUCCGGACGUUGUCAGUUGAAGGAGUUGAACCACGUGUGAUGAAUCACAUCAUUCAGUAUGUGUACUGGGAGGAAUUCAUCAUCUCUAGUGUACAUGUCCACGAUUUCGUGUCGAUAGCAAGGAGUUUGGAGUUGCAAGGGUGUGAGUCAGUGUGUGCAAGUCUGCAGUAUGCCAUCCCUGGGGAAGUGCGGUGUCUUGGCAAACAUGAUCACUGGAUAACUUCCGACUCAACCUUAACUGCCAUCGGCGAGUCUCGGGUUUAUGGUGCCACGAUAAAGACCGGGUCAACUACCCAGGAUGAUUUUAGCCACAGUGUUGGUGAAGUUGACCAUGGCCACAGUGUUGGUGAAGUUGACCAUGGCUUCAGUGUUGGUGAAGUUGACCAUGGCUUCAGUGUUGGUGAAGUUGACCAUGGCUUCAGUGUUGGUGAAGUUGACCAUGGCUUCAGUGUUGGUGAAGUUGACCAUGGCUUCAGUGUUGGUGAAGUUGACCAUGGCUUCAGUGUUGGUGAAGUUGACCAUGGCUUCAGUGUUGGGGGAGUUGACCAUGGCCACAGUGUUGGGGGAGUUGACCAUGGCCACAGUGUUGGAGUUGACCAUGGCCACAGUGUUGGAGUUGACCAUGGCCUCAGUGUAGGUGAAGUUGACCAUGGCCUCAGUGUAGGUGAAGUUGACCAUGGCCUCAGUGUAGGUGAAGUUGACCAUGGCCUCAGUGUAGGUGAAGUUGACCAUGGCCUCAGUGUAGGUGAAGUUGACCAUGGCCUCAGUGUAGGUGAAGUUGACCAUGGCCUCAGUGUAGGUGAAGUUGACCAUGGCCUCAGUGUAGGUGAAGUUGACCAUGGCCUCAGUGUAGGUGAAGUUGACCAUGGCCUCAGUGUAGAUGAAGUUGACCAUGGCCUCAGUGUAGGUGAAGUUGACCAUGGCCACAGUGUUGGUGAAGUUGACCAUGGCCACAGUGUUGGUGAAGUUGACCAUGGCCACAGUGUUGGUGAAGUUGACCAUGGCCACAGUGUUGGAGUUGACCAUGGCCACAGUGUUGGAGUUGACCAUGGCCUCAGUGUAGGUGAAGUUGACCAUGGCCUCAGUGUAGGUGAAGUUGACCAUGGCCUCAGUGUAGGUGAAGUUGACCAUGGCCUCAGUGUAGGUGAAGUUGACCAUGGCCUCAGUGUAGGUGAAGUUGACCAUGGCCUCAGUGUAGGUGAAGUUGACCAUGGCCUCAGUGUAGAUGAAGUUGACCAUGGCCUCAGUGUAGGUGAAGUUGACCAUGGCCACAGUGUUGGUGAAGUUGACCAUGGCCACAGUGUUGGUGAAGUUGACCAUGGCCACAGUGUUGGUGAAGUUGACCAUGGCCACAGUGUUGGUGAAGUUGACCAUGGCCACAGUGUUGGUGAAGUUGACCAUGGCCACAGUGUUGGUGAAGUUGACCAUGGUCACAGUGUUGGUGAAGUUGACCAUGGCCUCAGUGUUGAAGUUGACCAUGGCCACUGUGUUGGUGAAGUUGACCAUGGCCACAGUGUUGGUGAAGUUGACCAUGGCCACAGUGUUGGUGAAGUUGACCAUGGCCACUGUGUUGGUGAAGUUGACCAUGGCCUCAGUGUUGGUGAAGUUGACCAUGGCCUCAGUGUUGGUGAAGUUGACCAUGGCCUCAGUGUUGGUGAAGUUGACCAUGGCCUCAGUGUUGGUGAAGUUGACCAUGGCCUCAGUGUUGGUGAAGUUGACCAUGGCCUCAGUGUUGGUGAAGUUGACCAUGGCCUCAGUGUUGGUGAAGUUGACCAUGGCCUCAGUGUUGAAGUUGACCAUGGCCUCAGUGUUGAAGUUGACCAUGGCCUCAGUGUUGAAGUUGACCAUGGCCUCAGUGUUGGUGAAGUUGACCAUGGCCACAGUGUUGAAGUUGACCAUGGCCACAGUGUUGGUGAAGUUGACCAUGGCCACAGUGUUGAAGUUGACCAUGGCCUCAGUGUUGAAGUUGACCAUGGCCUCAGUGUUGAAGUUGACCAUGGCCUCAGUGUUGAAGUUGACCAUGGCCUCAGUGUUGGUGAAGUUGACCAUGAUCACAGUGUUGGUGAAGUUGACCAUGGCCACAGUGAUGGUGAAGUUGACCAUGGCCACAGUGUUGGUGAAGUUGACCAUGGCCACAGUGUAGGGGAAGUUGACCAUGGCCACAGUGUAGGGGAAGUUGACCAUGGCCACAGUGUAGGGGAAGUUGACCAUGGCCACAGUGUAGGGGAAGUUGACCAUGGCCACAGUGUAGGGGAAGUUGACCAUGGCCACAGUGUUGGUGAAGUUGACCAUGGCCUCAGUGUUGGUGAAGUUGACCAUGGCCACAGUGUUGGUGAAGUUGACCAUGGCCACAGUGUAGGGGAAGUUGACCAUGGCCACAGUGUAGGGGAAGUUGACCAUGGCCACAGUGUUGGUGAAGUUGACCAUGGCCACAGUGUUGGUGAAGUUGACCAUGGCCUCAGUGUUGGUGAAGUUGACCAUGGCCACAGUGUUGGUGAAGUUGACCAUGGCCUCAGUGUUGGUGAAGUUGACCAUGGCCUCAGUGUUGAAGUUGACCAUGGCCUCAGUGUUGAAGUUGACCAUGGCCUCAGUGUUGAAGUUGACCAUGGCCACAGUGAUGGUGAAGUUGACCAAGGCCACAGUGAUGGUGAAGUUGACCAAGGCCACUGUGAUGGUGAAGUUGACCAAGGCCACAGUGUCGGGGGGAGAGAGGGAGGGACUGGAACAGAAUGUGACUUAACUCAACAACCGAAGAAAGAAAGAAAAAGUAAGAUUAUCCGUGAGAUAAUACGUGAACGAGGGAAAUGGGAAGGAAAUAUUAUUGUUGCUAAGGCACACAGCGUCACGGAAGAAGCCCCCGCCACGGCAGGCGAGGCCGGUGCCCCCGCGACGCCAGGCGAGGCCGGUGCCCCCGCGACGGCAGGCGAGGCCGGUGCCCCCGCGACGGCAGGCGAGGCCGGUGCCCCCGCGACGGCAGGCGAGGCCGGUGCCCCCGCGACGGCAGGCGAGGCCGGUGCCCCCGCGACGCCAGGCGAGGCCGGUGCCCCCGCGACGCCAGGCGAGGCCGGUGCCCCCGCGACGCCAGGCGAGGCCGGUGCCCCCGCGACGGCAGGCGAGGCCGGUGCCCCCGCGACGGCAGGCGAGGCCGGUGCCCCCGCGACGGCAGGCGAGGAAGUCUUUACUCUGAAGAGAACUAGUUAUCACAGACAAGAAGGAAUCCAGGUCAGUGUUGAUGGGCACGAGAAGAAGACAGUGACGGGUGAGGCCACCUCGAGGCGCUUCCUGGAGAGACAAACCGCUGGUGCAGGUUCAGGCCAGGAGAUUGGUCAUAAGAAUAUUUUAAUGGAAAAAGUGGACGUGAAAGGGAUGUCAAAUGCUCUUUUAAGACCUAAUAUCGAGACUGAUUUGGGAAAUAACUCUAUUUCCAUUGAAGGAGGCGUUGGAAUAAUGGUAAAUAGUGAUACAGAAAUUAAUGAUAAAAUCCUGAAUGGUUGUGAGGAGAGCUGGAGCGUCCUGGCGCCGGCAUCCCAUCACGCACCUGACGCCACACACACAAGACCUGAUAUAAUUAUUAAUCGGAUUAAAUGCCAACCAUUUCGAACAGAAUCAUCAACAACUCUGAAGACAUCUUCGAGCGAAGCAGUAGAGAAUAAUUUAGUCACACAGACUCUUAUGUCUUUCUCAAAAGAUAAUUACAGUAAUACUUUAGUGACAAACGAGAUGGAAAACACGUCAAACAUUAUUUAUGGAAAACCCUUACAAGCACUGGAAGUGGAGACUUGUGGACCUUCAGUUCUAAGCUUGUACAGGUCUUCUUACAAGCAUAAAGUGGGGGCUGUAGACCGCGUCUUUAGAAUACGUAUUAAGAAACUAUACUUCUCUAAGUUACAGGUCCGUGAGCUUAAUGGACUUGUCGGUGGCCGGGCCCCUUGGUGUGCUGGUGGCCGGGCCCCUUGGUGUGCUGGUGGCCGGGCCCCUUGGUGUGUUGGUGGUCUCAGCAGCAGCAGCAGCGAGACACCGUCCAUCCUUAAUGCUGUACAAGAAAUGAAUGCUUUAAGACGGAAGUGUUGCACGGGGUCGCCUCUCCGCUCCAGUAUGGAGAGUACACACCACCCAAUAAGGACGCUAAAGUUCCUGAGAUAUAACGAAAGCGUGAGUCGAGUCAAAAGAUAUUGGAAAUCGUGGUCGUAUAAUGAACUGUCACGUUAUAAACAAGAGUGUUUCGAAGCUGCCAGUGUCCAUCGACAUGUUAGUAAGGGUUACAGUAAUAUUCUCCACACAUUUGAGAAUGCUUUUAACGAUGGCCAUGAGAAAUCACUCUGCCGUAUAUACGGCAGAGAAACGCCCACUGAUAUAGUUUUCGGAAACUUGGGCCCUGCCGUUAGGUGUGAGCAAGAGGUGGUCCAGUCUGCCGUUCUCAGCACCAUGUCUUAUGAUGUGGGUUUGGAAACUCAUGAAGCCUGGCUGAGCCAAGAAUGGCCAGGUCAUGAUAAACAAGCCUGGCUGAGCCAAGAAUGGCCAGGCCAUGGUGAACAAGCCUGGCUGAGCCAAGAAUGGCCAGGUCAUGGUGAACAAGCCUGGCUGAGCCAAGAAUGGCCAGGCCAUGAUAAACAAGCCUGGCUGAGCCAAGAAUGGCCAGGCCAUGGUGAACAAGCCUGGCUGAGCCAAGAAUGGCCAGGUCAUGGUGAACAAGCCUGGCUGAGCCAAGAAUGGCCAGGCCAUGAUAAACAAGCCUGGCUGAGCCAAGAAUGGCCAGGCCAUGGUGAACAAGCCUGGCUGAGCCAAGAAUGGCCAGGCCAUGAUAAACAAGCCUGGCUGAGCCAAGAAUGGCCAGGCCACAAUAAAGAUUUGUUUACAAACAUGGAGAAAUUUGAGAGCAAAGAAGUUGUAAUCAAGGACCAUCAUCAACAACCAGGCACAAGCCACACCACUGAAAAAUUAGCUUGUGAAUUUGAAAUGUUUCUCGACAAGCAGAGAGGAGAGACCUACACGCUCAUGUUUAGUAACCAAACGAGUACUGUACAUCGUGUUAAUGAUGAUCAACAGCAUUUAGAAACUGUUAACUGGCGUAGGCUGCAACUCGCAGGAGCAAGAGAUGAAAAGCUGGAGAAGACGGAGGAUCCAGUUGACUCCGCAGGGCCACACACUUCCAUCUCUCUGUGUCAACUAAAAAGUUCACGAGGUCAAGCAGUUACUGACAACGAAGACAAACUGGCAGAAUUCUCGCUUUGUAAAAUAGAAAACAGUAAUUACACAACCCACAAGAAGACUGAACUUAAUAUGCAGACGAAUACAGGAGAGCGGCAAAUGGCUUUACCUCAUGUAAGGAUAAAACGCUGCAAUACACGAACGCAAGCAAAUAUAAAAUAUGAAUUUAUUUUAUAUACUGAAAGUAAGGAAAAGGAAGGGCAAGUGACUGGAGUCCAGAGCACUGGAGAGGUAAAACGUUUGUGCACGACCAACACGGAGCCGCACGAGCACCCAACUGCACUUGUCGAGGUUACGCAGAUUAAUGAAUGUAAUGUGCAACGUGCAAACGAUGUUGCUGCAGCGUCGGGUGGCUUACUUAAUGUUGCUCCGAACAUAUUUUACAUUUCUAAAGGUUCUUGUGCACAUGAUCGACCAGAUGAAGAUGGUAGUGUGAUGGAUGCACCAGUUGAAGGCAGUUGCAUGAUGGAUGCACCAGUUGAAGGCAGUCGCACAAUGGAUGCACCGGUUGAGGGCAGUCGCACGAUGGAUGCACCGGUUGAGGGCAGUCGCACAAUGGAUGCACCGGUUGAGGGCAGUCGCACGAUGGAUGCACCAGUUGAAGGCAGUCACACGAUGGAUGCACCAGUUGCAGGCAGUCGCACGAUGGAUGCACCGGUUGAAGGCAGUCGCACGAUGGAUGCACCAGUUGAAGGCAGUUGCACAAUGGAUCCACCAGUUGAAGGCAGUUGCACAAUGGAUCCACCAGUUGAAGGCAGUCGCACAAUGGAUCCACCAGUUGAAGGCAGUCACACGAUAGAUCCACCAGUUGAAGGCAGUCGCACGAUGGAUCCACCAGUUGAAGGCAGUCACACGAUAGAUCCACCAGUUGAAGGCAGUCGCACGAUGGAUCCACCAGUUGAAGGUAGUCCCACGAUGGGUGCACCGGUUGAAGGCAGUCACACGAUGGAUGCACCGGUUGAAGGUAGUCCCACGAUGGAUGCACCGGUUGAAGGUAGUCCCACGAUGGAUGCACCGGUUGAAGGUAGUCCCACGAUGGGUGCACCGGUUGAAGGCAGUCCCACGAUGGGUGCACCGGUUGAAGGUAGUCACACGAUGGGUGCACCGGUUGAAGGUAGUCCCACGAUGGGUGCACCAGUUGAAGGUAGUCCCACGAUGGGUGCACCAGUUGAAGGUAGUCCCACGAUGGGUGCACCAGUUGAAGGUAGUCCCACGAUGGGUGCACCAGUUGAAGGUAGUCCCACGAUGGGUGCACCAGUUGAAGGUAGUCCCACGAUGGGUGCACCAGUUGAAGGCAGUCACACGAUGGAUGCACCAGUUGAAGGUAGUCCCACGAUGGGUGCACCGGUUGAAGGAAGUCCCACGAUGGGUGCACCAGUUGAAGGCAGUCACACGAUGGGUGCACCAGUUGAAGGUAGUCCCACGAUGGGUGCACCAGUUGAAGGUAGUCCCACGAUGGGUGCACCAGUUGAAGGUAGUCCCACGAUGGGUGCACCAGUUGAAGGCAGUCACACGAUGGGUGCACCGGUUGAAGGCAGUCACACGAUGGAUGCACCGGUUGAAGCCAGUCGCACAAUGGAUGCACCGGUUGAGGGCAAUCGCACGAUGGAUGCACCGGUUGAGGGCAGUCGCACGAUGGAUGCACAGGUUGAAGACAGUCGCACUAUUGGUCCACUGGUUCAAGGCAGUCAAGUGAAGACUCCAUCGGUUCAAGAUAGUGACGACAAUGAAGUUACUCUCAAUGAUCAUUUGGAAGAAAGAGAAGGAACAGAGGUUAAGGUAGAGAUGCUGGAAACGCUCUGCUUUAAUGAUCACUGUGAGGCAGCCUCUCAGGAGCCGUCUUCCAUACUACUUCCAUACAAUCAUUCCUUGGGAGAAGAAACUAAAUGCAUUGGACGUCUUGUAUCUGCGAGGUCUUCAGAUUUUGAUGACACUGGCAAUAAUGAAAACUUUCUGGGAGAUGAAAAUAAUUGCUAUACUUUCAAAGCCCCAAAUACCAUAGAGACUUCAUACCCGGUAAAAUAUUUACAUGAUGCCAUGUUUAACACAGAAUAUUUGGAGAUGAAGAGCUUGGAUGCUGGACGCCAGGUGAUGAAUGAUGAGGGAGGGAUAAUCGUAUGUUUUAAUGACUAUCAAACAGAACACUGCCGUACCAACAUUGAGGAGAAUCAACUAUUGUCAAGGGAACUCGUUAGUGUUAAUCAAGUGCCGGAGUCAUCCACCAACUCGCAAACACCUCAACACAAAUACAUCGAUAGUUUGUCUCGGAGAUUCAAGAGAAAAAUUAAAACUGAAAAUGAGGGUGAAAAGUUCUUGAAGACACUGUGUGCUGUGCCUCGAACGCGUGUGGACACUGGCCUUCAUACUGCCGCAGGCCCUCGUAGCAUAAACUUCCCGAAUGCACUACCGAACAAGUACCUACAUUGUACUAAAAUAUCUGAGAAAUAUAUUCAAUUUUCCUCGAUGUACGAGAGUAGUGGGUUUGAGGGAAUGGAUGGUUCUAUUAUGGAUGAAGAGCUCACACAGAGUACAUGGAACAGGUUUGAAGAUGCAGUAGAGUACUUUGUUGUGGAAGAUGCAGAGUCCAGUACUUCCGUGAACAGUACGCAGAGUUAUGUACUAACAAGCAAAAGGUUUACCACUGAACUGGGAAUUGAUCCAAUAGUUAAAAGUGAAGAAUUCUUUGCUGCACCAGAUAGUCCAGUGGGGUUGAUUGAUGAGGUGGAGUUGAUAGAUGAGGUGGAGUGUAAUGAGAUCACUGCUAACAGAGAGAGAAAGGGCAGCGGCCCACAACACCCACCAGGGGCCAGGUUUACUAUGGAGGUAGAUACAGUCUCUGUGAACAUUGAAGAAUUCUCCUCUUACAGCCAUUUGGUCCGUGGCAAUAACCAACACACACAAAGGACUCUUUUAAACAAGUUACAUAAGAAAAUUGACAUGAAGAAAAGAGGCAAGAAGUGUGAGAGUGAAGCACCAGGUCAUGUCAGCUCUGGGUCAGUGAAGUGUAUGGCAUGUCCACGCAUGUUUGCAACACUUGAAACACUUGCAUCUCACUUCAGACGUAAACAUGCAAGAGAUAACUUCUUUACCUUUUGCCCAGUUGUAAACUGUUCUGCAAGGAUUGCAAAUACCAGGGUCGACUCUCAUAUUAAAAACCACGUUCUUCUGCAAGACCACAAGUGCACAGUGUGUUCAUUCUCUUGUUCAACACGAUCUUCCCUCGGGCGACAUCUUACUAUUCAUAAGCCGAAAGAUUCACUCCUGGAUGCUGGUGCAAAGCCUGAUGGAAACGUUCAUCUUGGACGAUAUUGUGCUCCAGAUAAGUUGAAGAAUAUUUCGGGUCAAAAGACCACGUUUAAAGCCGUCAAAAGAAAAAUGCCAACAGGUUUUAGUCAUGCUGAGGGGAGGCGUGCGAGCGCUGCAUCUUCAGCUGAGGAUGAACAGUCUGAGAGAGAAGUGUAUUGUGGAGACAUUAACACCGGCCCGGUUGUUUCAGGUAAUAUUAGGCGCCAAAAUCGGGUCAUUCACUGCUGCUCGCAGGUGUUAUCUACAGUGGAAGAUGUGCGUGAACAUGUCCGGUGUUGGCACAAGCAGGGCCACAGGUAUGUGCCGUGUUUGGACUCUGCUUGUCCGGUCAAGCUGCAGUGCUCCAACUUGGACAGCCAUCUUCGCUGCCACACUGUUCAAGAACAAUAUAAAUGCCACAUGUGUACCUAUUCCUGCAGGAAUGAAAGUGCAUUGAAGAUUCAUAUUCGUGCACAUAUAAAGACAAUUAAAGCAGGCGAGGAAGUACGACGAUUCGCCGGACAUAAUCAGGAGGCAUUAUUUGUGAACCACGACUGGCAGUUUCAGAGAUCAAAGCGGUACAACAUUUCUCAACACUUUAAAAAAAUUUCCCAAAAAGUUGAAACAUUGAAGCCAUUUGCUAAUAAUCUCGAGCCUGGUAAGAAGACAGCAUUGCCAAGGAGUAAUACAAAAAGUAAAGUUUCUGGAAGGGUGUAUCUCGAUGAGCAAAGUCAGAUGAGUAAAGAUGGAGCGUGUCGAGGAGAGAGAGAAGAGCGGCCAGACGUCCUGACUCCCUCUGGUCAAACUCUCAACAGGGUUACUAAGAAAUUUGUGUGCUAUGACACCAAGGUGGCAGAGAAGAUUGGUUCUUUACCUCGUCAAGAGAUAAAAGUGAAAAGAAUGAAACAAUCUUAUGUUCGAACUUCAAAAUCUGUCAAGAAAGCUGUUAAUGUAUCAUCGUUGCCUGGACAAGGGAAAGAAACCGAGGCCCAGGUGCCAACGUUAGCCCAGGCAGAACAGGUCAGGGACCUACAGUCGUCCUACCAAAGUUCUCAAGCUGCCAAAGAGACUGCUUUAACUGGAAAAACAUCCAGGAAAUUUACGUUCAAAAAAUCAAACUUUCUCUUAAAGGAUAAAUCUGCAGGAAAGACUUCAAAACAAAUUUUAGGAAGCAAAAGGAAGCUAAGUAUUAAAAUAACAUCUGAAAGUAAAAAGAAUUUUCAUAAGAAAAGGAAAGUGGGCCAAGUUAAGGGAACCUACGAAGCCAAGAAGCAUGUUAGGGACUCUGCAAUACGAAACGCCUACACAGAACACACCCGCGAAGGACACCUUAACCCUUCAAGAGAAAGGCAACCAGAAGAAUCUUUGGCUUCUCAAGGCACACUGACUGUAGAAGAAAAUAGUAUUUGUACAGUUAGUAAGAGACAGUCUUCAGGAAUCCAUAGGCUUUUCCACCAUUCUUCAUAUGAAGAGAGUUUUAUAGAUGGUAUUAAUAGAGACUGCACAUCCAGGGUGCUGGAGUCAACAUCAACAAUGUCGGUGGAGUGUGAGAGUUUGCUUCCUGGGAACUACAGCUGUCCGCUAUGUACGCUCCAUUAUGACUCGCCUGACAAGUUAAUACAACACUACACGGACUCUCAUCCUUCCCACUCGCCUUACACCUGUAAGUUUGAUGGUUGUCCAGUAAAUCUUCAGAAGAGAGAUUCUUGGAGGCAUCUCAUGGGUCAUCUCUACCAAAGCUCCUUCAAGUGCCAUCUUUGCUCAUAUUCUCACCAAAAUAUUCACAUGUUGAAACAACAUCUACUUUGCCACUCACAGGUUAUUGAGGUACUUCAGUCGAGUGAAGAAGUUGCCCUAAACGUGGAAGGUCCAUCAGGACAGGUCAGAGUCUGCAUAACAGCAGAGUCUGUUAAAAGGCGACUGAAAAGAAAACUGAACAUUGUAGGCAGUGUCGAGAAAGUGAAGAAGCGCCCACGAGAGACCAGUUGGGGUGGCACAGAUCCUCCACAGCCACUUGAGGAUGACGUGGCUCAGCCUCCAGACCCAUCAUGUGCCUCAAGUCCCCCUCCAGUUUAAUGAAGACAGUGAGAGAGAAGUUGGGAUGGUCGCGUUCGACGUUGACGGAAUGGAAAAAGAUAAGCAAUUAUAUUUGACAUCCUUAUCUUAGUGCCAAUUUUAUUUUCAAGUUGUAAUAUUUUCAUUGAUGAACUAAUUUAAAACAUCUACUUUCUAUUAAUAGUAUUGCUAAGCAAGUUCACAGUUGUCUUUGAAUAUAUUAAUGACGUACAAAAAUAAAUUAGAAUGGUGGGGAAGGCAUAUAUAGAAUAUUGUUUUCGAGAGGAAGAGACUGGUAAAGCCUCAAGGAUGUAAGCAUACGUCUGAUGCUGAUCUUAUUAUCAUGACUGAGCUUUACGUGUGGGGAAACUGCAUGAAGAUUAAAGUAGAUUUUGAAUAGGUCGCAAAAUGUAGUGUUGGAUUUUAUAUGCAACAUGUAUAGACUCGUAAUUAAUGCAUUAAUACCCACAAGCAUAUAUGGUUGAUGCGCCACGUUUUAGCAUCGUGACUUGUCAUAUUUUGGAAUUUCCUUUAUUGAAUAUUCGAAGGAAUGUGUGCAAAACAUUUAACAUUAAAAUGUUUAUUAAACAGAAUUUGAAAUAAAAAUGCAAGAGUUAUGUUUAACAUUUAAAUCAUUACAGUGUAUUUGUAUGUGUGACGGAAAAAUUGUCAAUAAAUGAGAA